This is a messenger RNA of Anthostomella pinea, 816 nucleotides long. The record is from the annotation of a GenBank genome assembly. NCBI's taxonomy places the organism in Eukaryota, Fungi, Ascomycota, Sordariomycetes, Xylariales, Xylariaceae.
AUGGCUCCGCCUGCUGGUAAGCGCGUCAAGGGCACGCAGGUCUACCGGCCCUUCAUCUACGGUACCACCGCGCGUGCCUUCAACGAGACCACGCACCCACGCCCCGCCGGCGUUCCACCCGACCACACCCACUCGUGGGAGGUGUUCGUGAAGGGCGUCGAGGACACCGACAUCUUCUACUGGCUGCGACGCGUACAGUUCAAGCUGCACGAGUCGAUCCCGAACCACCUACGCACCAUCGAUGCCGAGACCAUCACGAGGGAGAACGAGGGCAAUAUUAAGAAACAGCGCGCCUUCGUCGUCAGCGAGACGGGCUGGGGCGAGUUCGAGAUUACCAUCAAGCUCUACUACGACAGCAAAAGUGGGGAGAAGCCACAGACCUUGUAUCACCAUUUGCGCCUGCAUCCCUAUGGCCGCACCGAGGCAGAGAAGGAGGCCAUGCGCAGCACUGGCGAGGUCGUCGCCUGGACCUUCGAGGAGCAACUAUUCAACGAGCCCUUUGAGGAUUUCUACAAUAUCCUCACAUCAGGCGUACACGAUAAGGGGGCCGGCUCCAAGGCCGGGAAGGGCAAAGGCAAGGGCAAGAGCGCGCAGCAGCAGCAGCCGGCCGAGACCGGCGACGUCAAGGAGCGCAGCGCCAUGAUCCCGCUGACUACCAAGCCGGGCCAGCCCUUUAGCCGCGAGGCCGAGGCCGCCGAGGUGAAGCAGAUCAAGAGCGCCACUGACAGUGUCAACGACAUGAUACGCGAGAUAAACAAGUCGGUCAAAGCCAAAGAGGCCCAACUGGUGGCUCUCAAGGCAGAAGGGUCCGCCUAG